UUCCAUCUUCUUUUCAUUGAAGAAUGAAUUGUAUUCUUCCUCAGAGCCAGUGGAGUUGGAGUCAUGUGUGGUAGUGAUUUUCGUAUCUGCUCAUUCAGAUUGAGAGAGAUAGAGAUUAAAUUUGGGGGGUUUUCCUUGCUUUUCUCAAUUGGGGUUGCUAAUUCAGAUUGAGAGAGAGAUUAAAUCUGGGGGUUCUUUGCUCUUUUCAAUUGGGGCUGACUUGGUUGUCCUUCAUUAAAGAGGGCCUCUGUUUUGGAGUGUUGAAUUGUUGUUGGAAACUUAGAAUCCAGAUGAGCAGUUCUCAAGAUAGUUCACAAGAAGGGCCCAACGCUGACUUUAGGGAUAGUCUAGAGGGAGAUGGUUCUAUAAGUGCUACUGGCAAGGAGGCGAAGCAAGGUCGAGGUCAAGGGAAAUGCAACUGGUUUCUAAAUAACAAAAAAGAGGCACCAUUGAAUUUCGUCCUGAACAACAACCUAUGAUUCAUGUCUUCAAGGAUGUAACAAUGAAGAAUAUUGAAAAACUGUGGAGAAGUUUCAAGAGUGAUUUGAAGAAAGCUUAUUAUAAGCCUUUCACAGGAAGUAAAAGACGGUGGCAAUGUGGGGAUUCUCGUGUAGACCCAGAUCAAUGGAGGGUGUUGGUUGAACAUUGGGAAAAAGAUGAGAUUGCAGAGCAAGCUAAAAGAAAUGCUGAAAAUCGGAGUAAACAAACAUUGAAUCACACAUCCGGGACAAAGUCUUAUGCUCGCAGCAAAGCACAAUAUAAUAAGAAACAUGGUGAAGACCCCGAUCCUAUUUGGUUUUUCCAAGAUAAGCAUACGCGGCGUGACGAAGAUCGAUCAUGGGUUAACUUGGUGGCUGAGCAGAAAUAUGCUGAAAUGCAGGAAAAGUUGAAGGAAUUGGUUGAAGAUGAAUGUCCUGAUAAUUUAGAGACGCGAAGAAGGGCUUAUGUUGAGGCAAUGGGUCCUGAGACAAAUAAUAGUGUUCGUGGUGAAGGACUUGGGGUGAAACCCCAUCAGGUGCCUUGGAUUCAAAUGAAAGCAGGGUCAUCCAACCGAUUGCGAGGGCACGACUAUGUUCACCUUGAGUCACAGUAUGUAGAGUUACAAGAAAGGUACAAACAUGACCAGGAUCAUUGGCGUUCUGAAUUGAAGGCGAUGGAGGAGUUGUUGAAGCAUAACCAGCAAGAGAUUGAGGAAAUGAGGCAGAUGUUAUCGCGCUCGUCAGCUUCGCAUCAUCCAUUGCACCAGCAGCUGCCAAACCCAUUCCAUAUGUCGUAUUACUCGCCGCAGAUGUUCCAUCAAAUGCCUUAUCAAGCCAGGUCAGUUACUCCUACUGGUGGGUUAACUGGAUUGCUGAGGGGGGAUGCAUACCCAAGUGCGACAGACUUUUUAGAAUCAGAUCAAGGUACUCAUGGACUUGAAUAGAUGCAAUUACUUAGUGUUAUGCAUUUUUGGUAUAUAUAGUUGCUGACGUUGUAUUUUGGACCCUAUUGGGGUAUGCAUGCUUUUGUAGUGUAUUUGUUGAAUAUUUGGAAUUGCAUACUUUUGUAUAGUAAGGGCACCUAAAGUUUUUGAACUCUACUGAUGUAGGCAGACUUUGUAAUAUUUGGCUAUUGUAAUCGACAUUGGUAGUUUAUAUUUAUAAG
Prunus dulcis (almond) is the source of this 1644-nucleotide messenger RNA. RefSeq lists its product as uncharacterized. The transcript has 8 exons. The record is from RefSeq and is a predicted model, not a curated record. Bases 476 to 1423 code for a protein of 315 amino acids. NCBI's taxonomy places the organism in Eukaryota, Viridiplantae, Streptophyta, Magnoliopsida, Rosales, Rosaceae.